Nerophis lumbriciformis (worm pipefish) is the source of this 4081-nucleotide messenger RNA. RefSeq names its product ras-related protein Rab-8A. NCBI's taxonomy places the organism in Eukaryota, Metazoa, Chordata, Actinopteri, Syngnathiformes, Syngnathidae. Gene Ontology annotation, molecular function: GTP binding; GTPase activity. The record is from RefSeq and is a predicted model, not a curated record.
CCAAUAGGCCGCUUGACAGGUGGUGACGUCAACAGGCGGGAUAUCCGUAGUAGUAAGCUAGCUAAUAACAUGGCGAAGACUUACGAUUACUUGUUUAAACUACUUUUAAUCGGCGAUUCCGGGGUCGGGAAGACGUGUGUGCUCUUCAGAUUCUCAGAGGACGCCUUCAACUCAACGUUUAUCUCCACUAUAGGUAUUGACUUCAAGAUAAGAACAAUAGAAUUAGAUGGCAAGAAGAUCAAGCUACAGAUAUGGGAUACAGCAGGACAGGAGAGGUUCAGGACCAUCACAACAGCCUACUACAGAGGAGCCAUGGGCAUCAUGCUAGUGUACGACAUUACCAACGAGAAGUCCUUUGACAACAUCAAGAAUUGGAUACGAAACAUAGAAGAGCAUGCCUCUGCAGAUGUGGAGAGGAUGGUCCUUGGGAACAAAUGUGACGUAAACGACAAGCGUCAGGUUUCCAGAGAAAAAGGAGAGAAGCUGGCCUUGGAGUAUGGUAUCAAGUUCAUGGAGACCAGCGCAAAGUCCAACAUCAACGUGGAAAAUGCCUUCCUAUCCCUCGCCAGAGAUAUCAAAGCCAAGAUCGACAAGAAGCUGGAGGGCAACAACCCACAAGGCAGCAGUCAAGGAGUCAAGAUCACGGAACAGCCCAAGAAGAGUAGUUUCUUCCGCUGCUCGCUCCUGUGAGGCAAGCGUCCACCGCCGCCAUCCACCAUCGCCUUAACUUUUGUCCCUCACUGGACACAACUGGACAGAGACAACUCUGAUCUCACGUAACGUCUUAACUGUCUUCCUCCCGCUCAGCCUCUUGCUCUUCUUUACCAGUCUUCCACCUGUACACGCUCAAUCAGAUACCUUCUGUACACCAGUCUUCCACCUGUACACGCUCAAUCAGAUACCUUCUGUACAUUUCACUGACUUUUACACCCUGAGCUUUUUCUACGGUGCUCCUGUUUUUCUUACAAAAAAGUGCCCGCUUAAGUCGACGUUGACGUAAAAUUGUUGAAGCCAUAGGGGGUCGUCUCUAUUUUCUGUUAUGUAGUUCUUAACUUGAUCAGUAGCGCUAAGCAGCAACAUGACUACUCUGUUAUUACACAACAUUACCACAUGCACACAGCUACUUCCUGGUCAGUGCAAAGAAAGCUUCAAAAUAAAAGCAUAUAAGUAACUGACAAUUGAAAGAUUUGUGCAUACGCAAAAACGUUAUCCUCAUCGUAUUUAAAACAUGCAGGGAAAAUAAGAGCUUAUGUCAAUAACCCGUCUGUGUGGAUCAGCGCAAGUCUUGGUCCUGUUUUUUCUUCUAAAAAGUGCCCGCUUAAGUUGACGCUGACGUAAACAUUUUAGAUCCAAAGGGGGUCAUCCCUGUUUUUGCUUGUGUUGAUAUGUGUUGUAGUUCAGUUAACUUGAUCCUUAUCGCUAAGCAGCAACAUGGCUACCGUGUAAUUACACAACUUUACAACAAGCACACAGCGACUUCCUGGCCAGUUGCUAAGUAAGCUUCAAAAUAAAAGAAUUGAAGUAACUGACAACACAAUCCAAACUUUAUUUUAGAUUUAUAGCCACAGCAAGAAUGAUUUUUGCAUGUGUGAAAACGUUAUCAUCGUCAAUAGAUGCAUACGGCUACUUCAUGGUCAGUGCAAAGUAAGCGUCAAAAUAAAAGCAUGGAAGUAACUGACAAAUAUCAAAAUGCGAACUUUGCUUUCGAUUCUUAGCCACCGCAAGAAAGCUUUCUUGCAUGCGUAAAAAUUGUAUCAUCAUAGUCAUACGUGCACACAGCCACUUCCUGGUCAGGUCAAAGUAUGCUUCAAAGUAAAAGCAUUGAAGUAACCAACAAUUAACGAAAUGCAUACUUUUUAGAUUUUUAGCUACGGGAAGACAGAUUUGUGCAUGUGCAAAGACUUUAUCGUCAUCGUAGUCAAAACAUACAACAAAUAUCAGACAACCCGUCUGUGUGGAUCUGCAUGAGUCAAGUCCAGUUUUUCUUACUAAAAAGUGCCCGCUUAAGUCAAUGUUGACAUCAAUAUUUUCUUAUGUAGUUUUGUUCACUUCAUUAUUAUCCCUAAGCAGCAAAAUAACUACUGUGAAAUUACACAACAUUACAACAUGCACACAGUGACUUCCUGGUUGGUGCAAAGUAAGCUUCAAAUAUAAAAGCAUGGAAGUAACCGACAGUUCAUUUUAGAUUUUUUUUGCUACCAGAAGAAAGAUUUGUGCAUGUGCAAAAAUGUUGUAGUCAAAACAUACAAGGAAUAUAAGAGCUUAUGUCGACAACCGCUUAUGUUGACAUAAGUCAGUCGGUGUGUGUGAAUCUUUUGGCACCCAAAGAAGACGAGUCAGUUCAGAAUCGAUUCUCGAUUCAAAAAUAAUUCUUGAAAUUUAUUAUUUGGUAUAAAAAAACAUAUUAAAAAAAAAAGUGAUUCUUGUUUUUUUUUUAAGUACCGUAUUUUUCCGACUAUAAGUCGCAGUUUUUUUAAUAGUUAUAGUUAGCGAUUUAUAUAUGUUUUUUUCCAUCUUUAUUAUGCAUUUUCGGCCGGUGCGACUUAUACUCCGGUGCGACUUAUACUCCGAAAAAUACAGUACAUAUUUCUUCUUUUUUUAAACGAUUUUUGAAAAUGACUAAUCAAUCUAUAAUCGGGAUGAAUAAGAAUCGCGAUUCAGAUGUGAAUUGAUUUUUUGUGUGUGCACCCGCCCUAUGAGUCAGACAGUCCGAGGGGCGUCAACAUAACCGGGUUCCAGUGAAUACAUCCAAUAAUGGCCUCUUUCACCAAAGUGCUGACUGGGUAAAUUCCCAGGUUCAGUAAACGCAACAUGUAAAUAGUUAAAGUAGCAAUGAUUGUCACACACACACACACACACACACGCACACACACACUAGGUGUGGGGAAAUGUGUCCUCUGCAUUUGACCCAUCCCCUUGUUCACCCCCUGGGAGGUGAGGGGAGCAGUGGGUAGCAGCAGUGGCCGCGCCCGGGAAUCAUUUUUGGUGAUUUAACCCCCAAUUCCAAGCCUUGAUGCUGAGUUCCAAGCAGGGAGGUAAUGGCUCACAUUUUUAUAGUCUUUGGUAUGACUCGGCCGGGGUUUGAACUCACAACCUACCCAUCUCAGGGCGGACACUCUAACCACUAGGCCACUGAGUAUUUGAAGUAUUUAAAAAGCUGAUAUUACGUUGCCGUAUAAACGCUGAGGCUUUUAUUUACGUCCACAUUUUUUAAAAUUAUAAUUAUUUCCUGAUGCUGAUACAUUCCUUUUUGUGAAGACUUUCUUAUUUGAAUGUGAUGUCUGCGGAGGAAGUGUUGGCAACUUUGACAAAUGUUGACGAUAUUCAUGGCACUAAGGCAAAGCAAGAAACGCUGCAAUGCCCCACGCGGCCACAAGGAGGACACAAAGUUUCAUAGCAGCACAACGUCGGGGCCGAAGGGUCUUUGUUUUUUUUAUGCAUUUCUACUUGGCGCUUUGCAGUACAACAGCAGUUUGCACAGGAGCGAUGCUGUAGCAGUAUUUAUGGAGCCACACCGCGACAAAAGUGCCCUUUUAUGUUCUUACCAAUAAUGCACUUUGGCUCUCUUCCUUCUGUACAAAACAAACACCGGUUACCCUUUCCUUACUGCGAGUCUUAAUUGAAAGUGAAACUAUCCAUGCACAUGAGCACUGAAAAGAGUUUUUAGAAGGAAAAUGAAGACGGCGUGUUCUAGUAAAAGUCCAGUGUGCAGCGCAGCCGUCUGAACUAUGCAUUCUGGCGCAUGCAAACCUCAAAGAGCUUUAUUUGACAAAUGUGCAGUUUUAUUCUCUCGCUGUCACUCUAAAUUGAGGAAAAAAUCAAUCUAUAUAUUAGAUUUAAUUGGACCUUGAUGAGAAUCCCCUUUCUUGACCUGUGAAUUGAAAUGGACUUGACUCCUAAACAAAUACUUUUUAGAGUUCAUGGUUGAUUUUGCAUCAAGUGAGGAAGUCCUGACAUAAUUCAAGCAAUUGUAAAUAAGACCUACAAGCAUUGUACUGUACUUGCAUACAUUGUAUUGGUCUGCACACCUUCUGUAGAUAAUGUGUACUUUUGGAUGAUUUAUUAAAAGAUGGGAUUGAAA